This is a messenger RNA of Amoebophrya sp. A25, 421 nucleotides long. The record is from the annotation of a GenBank genome assembly. Lineage: Eukaryota; Dinophyceae; Syndiniales; Amoebophryaceae.
GAAAAAAGUACCAAAUCGAUUUCACUAUGUUUAUACCAAGGUGCCAGCUGACGCGGCGGCGGGAGAAGAGAAGAAGAUUACGGCUCAAAAACGUUGUUGUUGCAGUCUCUUGCUCUUCUAUCUAUGUAUUGUCUUCUCAUUCCCACUUAGAAGAGAUCACUUUCUAGAAGAUAAUAGAAGAUAUCUUCUAGUAGUGGGAAAAGAAGAGAUCUAAUUUGGCUUAUCACUUUCUCUCUUCUAAUUCCCACCGCAUUUUCGAUCUUUCCUUAACUCUAGCAGCAGGUGAGGCCAACCUCUGCGUCAAGUACAACCACGAAGUGACAGUGCCAAGCUCAAAAGACCGAAAUUUUCUGCCCUUAAACCAACUUUCCUUAGACGAGGAGACAGGUGCACCAGCGGAUGGAUGGUGCGACUUGCGGAC